Coccinella septempunctata (seven-spotted ladybird) is the source of this 1490-nucleotide messenger RNA. Its product is annotated as transcriptional repressor CTCF-like. Gene Ontology annotation, biological process: regulation of transcription by RNA polymerase II. NCBI's taxonomy places the organism in Eukaryota, Metazoa, Arthropoda, Insecta, Coleoptera, Coccinellidae. Gene Ontology annotation, molecular function: DNA-binding transcription factor activity, RNA polymerase II-specific; RNA polymerase II transcription regulatory region sequence-specific DNA binding. Gene Ontology annotation, cellular component: nucleus. Bases 104 to 1432 code for a protein of 442 amino acids. The transcript is spliced from 2 exons. The record is from RefSeq and is a predicted model, not a curated record.
AUAUUCUAUGCUAUGAUUAGACAUGACACAUGAGUGAAUUCAAGAAAUUGUAACAGAUUAAAUAUUAUUAUUAUUCCGUAAAGCAACUGAAGAAUAUCGAAUAAUGGAGCCAAUUCAACAAAUUGAUAUUCCCAUAUCUCCAGAAAUAAUAUUUGAAGAAGACAUCAUGGUUGGGUGUUACAUCGAAUUGAAAGAAGAAAAUUCUUACGAAGAACUGUAUGAAAGUGAAAUGAUUAAUUGUUAUCAGGAAGAUACUGAACCUGAUAUUAAAGAAGUGAAAGUCGAGGAUAUUGAAAUCGAAGAACAAUUUGUUGAUGGAUGUGGAUUUUAUGGUGAAAAUCAAUACGUCCCUAAGGAUGAAUGUGAUCAUUUAAUUGACUCAAUGAAACAGGAUGAUGAAGAGAUAUUAGUUCCAAAACUGGAAAGUGAGCCUAACGAGGAACAAGUGAAUGUUGAUAAUUGUCUAAUUAAUGAAGAAUCAGCCCAAUUAAUUUCUACUCAACUGAAGGAAUAUAAGUGUCACUUGUGUGAUUAUUCCACAAAAAGGAAAACUGGUAUUAAAAGACAUAUAGACAGAAUUCAUUCUGAACCUAAGCAGCACAUUUGUCACUUAUGUAAUUUUGGGGCAAAAAAGGAAGUUACUCUGAAAAAACAUCUGAAAUCUGUUCAUUCUAAUUCUAAAAAGGCCCCGAAGCAUAAGAAAACUGCACUGAAUCUUUCAAAAGAUCACAAGUGCCACUUAUGUGAUUUUGCAACUCAUCGUAAAGACAACCUCAAAUACCAUAUAGAUUCACUUCAUUUGAAUUUGAAGAUGAACCGGUGUCAUUUAUGUGAGUAUUCUUCAAAUGCAAAAGCAGAACUUAAGAGGCAUAUUGAUUUCGUACAUUUAGAUAAAAGGAGGCACAAGUGCCACUUAUGUGACUAUGUUGUGAAUAAGAAGAGUAAGCUGAAACGACAUAUCGAUACUGUUCAUUUAAAUAUGAAGCAAUUGAAAUGCCAUCUCUGUGAGUAUUCCACGAAUCAGAAUAGUUACCUUCAACAUCAUAUAGAAUUUACCCAUUUGAAUAUGAAUCCACAUAAGUGUCACUUGUGUGAAUUUUCGACAAAUUGGAAAAAUGUUCUUAAAAGACAUAUAGAGUCUUUUCAUUUCAAAGAGAAGCAUCACGAAUGUCAUUUAUGUGAUUUCACUUCACAUCGGAGAGAAAACCUCAAAAUACAUAUUAAUUCUAUCCAUUUGAACCUCAGACAAUUCAAGUGUCAUAUUUGCGAUUAUUCCACAAAUCAGAAGUUCACUCUGAAAUUUCAUUUGAAUCAUGUUCAUUUGAAUACGAAAACUUUCAACUGCCAUAUGUGUGAUUAUAGUUCAGAUAGGAAAAGUUUCCUGAAAAACCAUGUAGACAGUGUCCAUGUAGAACAAAUGGAUGUGAAAUAAAUGUUGGUUUGGGUGAUAACUUAAACAUCUUAUGUAAAGAGAAUUGUAUAAUAUUGAA